AUGGGGACUUCUGCUACCUCUAGUGUCUCACCUGCCUCUGGAUCGUGCGGUGGAUUGUGCAGUGGACUCGCGAGGUGGAGUCCACCACCUCCACCUCCUUCUAGACCAUAUGCCUCUACCUCCUCCUCCUCCACUGCUUCCCCUGCCUCUGGAUCGCACGGUGGACUCGAGGUGGACUCGAGGUGGAGUCCACCGCUUCACCUGCCUCUGGAUCGCGCGGUGGACUCGAGGUGGAGUCCAACCGCUUUACCCACCUCUAAACCGUACGGUGGACUCGCAAGUCCACCGCCUCUACCUCCUCCACCUCCACCUCCUCCCCUGCUUCCCCUGCCUCUGGAUCGCACGGUGGACUCAAGGUGGAGUCCACCGCUUCACCUGCCUCUGGAUCGCGCGGUGGACUCGAGGUGGAGUCCAACUGCUUUACCCACCUCUAAACCAUACGGUGGACUUGCAAGUCCACCGCCUCUACCUCCUCCACCUCCACCUCCUCCCCCUCUCCACCUGCCUCUGGAUUGCACGGUGGACUCGAGUCCAACUGCUUUACCCACCUCUAAACCAUACGGUGGACUCGCAAGUCCACCGCCUCUACCUCCUCCACCUCCACCUCCUCCUCCUCCUCCACUGCUUCCCCUGCCUCUGGAUCGCACGGUGGACUCGAGGUGGACUCGAGGUGGAGUCCAACCGCUUCACCUGCCUCUGGAUCGCGCGGUGGACUCGAGGUGGAGUCCAACCGCUUCACCUGCCUCUGGAUCGCGCGGUGGACUCGAGGUGGAGUCCACCGCUUUACCCACCUCUAAACCGUAUGGUGGACUCGCAAGUCCACCUCCUCCCCUGCUUCCCCUGCCUCUGGAUCGCGCGCUCAAGGUGGAGUCCACCGCUUCACCUGCCUCUGGAUCGCGUUUUUCUAGACCAUACGGUGGACUCGAGUUGGCUUUCCCUUCUCCUCUUCAUUAUGUCCUAAAUCGUAAUGCAAGCGGUUGGUGGGAUGGCGAACUGGAAGGUAAACGGGGCUGGUUUCCGAGUAACUACGUCAAUGCAGACGUGAAUCCUUUGGUAGAGGCAGAUGAGGCAGAGACCGAUAUCGUUCAUCCAUACCCCAAGCACAAUCGCUCUUACUUGGCUUCCCCAUCUCAACAUGUUCGAAUACCUUCAGCUAAUUCUGACAUCGAGUCUCAUGUCCCUCCUGUGAUGGUACCCUUACUUCAUGGCCUCUCCCUUUUACAAAGUGCGGCGCGCUCAAAUCGGAUAUCCCACUUCCAACCAUCUACUGCUCGCAUUAUUUCAUGCGUUCGGUCAGUUUUGUCCGCCACGGACACACUUCUUCGAGAUGCCCCUAUAUUAUGGCAAUUUCCCCCCCUUGCUGACGAAUGGCGCCUCAUUUUGUCAACACUUGCAUCUCUUGUGGCCCAGGCCAAACAAGCUUCUGAUGAAAAGUUGAAGGAAGAGAAUUUGGAAACAGAGGUGGAGGCAAUGCUGAGAUUGGCGCAGCAGGUUUUCACACUUGUUCAACGCUUUCUUGCCAUUGUAUCCCAGUGCGGCAUAGCGCUGCCAACAAGGCAUGAUGCUUCAUCACCUGCAGUCAACGUCAGAGUCCUACGAGACGUGAAUAUCAAUUCUGCGGAUGAUUCGAAUGACACAAUAAUGGCACAGAGUCGACCGGGCACACCAGGGGGAGCUGCUAAGGCAAAAAGUAUGGGUGAUCUAGGCAGUCGCGCAAAAGCAACAGCUGAGGCUGUACCCGCCGUUCCUCCACUUCCUUCGACUCGCUCAACUCCAGCUCAACAUCAGCUCAAUGGUAACCGGCAUAAGGUUGGCGAGUCAUCCGUCAGUAGCACAGCAUCAACUUCCACUUCUUCUUCCGUGGCAUCAAUGGAGGCCCUCCCUCAGCCGCCUUUUCCUCGUGGUCCAUGCACAAUGGCUCAGGUCCUGCAAGCCCUGCGAACUACGCAUGAUCACUAUUUAUCUGCCAUAGCAGUAUUUGUUGGACACGACACGCCCAUUCGCAUUUGCGGUUUUCGCAUGCAUCAAGCAUGGGUCAAUUUCAUCAAGCUUUGGCUAGAUCUAUUGGCGACCAACUCCCGAUGA
Messenger RNA from Lentinula edodes (shiitake mushroom), 2085 nucleotides. RefSeq lists its product as uncharacterized. Bases 1 to 2085 code for a protein of 694 amino acids. Gene Ontology annotation, molecular function: protein binding. The transcript is spliced from 6 exons. The record is from RefSeq and is a predicted model, not a curated record. Lineage: Eukaryota; Fungi; Basidiomycota; Agaricomycetes; Agaricales; Omphalotaceae.